AUGAGGAUCUUCAAUAAAACCCUUCGUCUUCAGGACAUAACCAUCAUGUAUUUCACUGCCCUAGCUGCUCUAAUGGUCAUCUUGGUGGCUUCUUACCAGGCGCCCAACAGUGCAAUCGAAGUGUCCAGCCUUAAACCAAACGGCUCCCGCCCUCUCCCACCUCUCCCCAUGCCUUUCCAUAUGCCGCUUGAUCCGCGCGGGGAGCUCCAGCUGGCCUGGAACAUCAGCUACACCAACCAGGAGAUUUACAUGCAGCUCAGGAUUGCGGAGCUCAGACACGGGGUGGUCCUGGGGAUGUCCAAUCAGGGAGAGCUGACCAAUGCCGACCUGGUGGUGCUGUGGAACACUGGAACCCAGAACUACUUUGGGGAUGCAUGGAGUGACAGCAAGGGUCAUGUAUCACUGGACAUCCAACAAGACUAUGAUCUGAUUGAAGCCACACAGAAAGCUGAUGGAUAUUACCUGCUCUUCAAAAGACCGUUCAGUACCUGUGAUCCCAGAGACUACCUCAUAGAGGAGGGAACUGUGCACAUCAUCUAUGGGUUCUUGGAUAAACCACUUGCCUCACUGGAGAAGCUGAACCUGUCCCAAAUUCACACAGGCAUACAGCGGAUCCUGAUGCUGCGCCCUGACAUGCCACCACCCACUCUCCCUCCAGAUGUGCAAACGCUAGAUAUCGUGGCACCAAAUGUCAUCAUACCAAAUCAAGAGACUACUUACUGGUGCUUCAUCCACAGCCUGCCUGAAAAUAUGCCAAAGAACCACAUUGUUAUGUAUGAGUCGGUGAUAACGCCAGGGAAUGAGGCAAUCGUGCAUCACAUUGAAGUGUUUGAAUGUUCUCCGGAUGUCCGCGAAGUUCCAGAAUACAGCGGCUCCUGUGACGACAAAAUGAAGCCGAAAAAACUCAACUUCUGCCGCCACGUGUUAGCUGCAUGGGCUAUGGGGGCUGAGGCUUUCUACUAUCCUCCUGAUGCAGGCUUGGCUAUGGGUGGUCCAGGUUCAUCAAGAUUCCUUCGUCUGGAGGUCCAUUACCACAACCCUCUCAUUAUAUCUGGCCGACGUGACUCUUCAGGGAUACGAUUGCAUUACACCCCCAGUCUGAGGCGCUACGAUGCCGGGAUCAUGGAGCUGGGCCUUGUUUACACUCCUGUAAUGGCUAUCCCACCUAAACAGCACACCUUCUACCUCAGUGGAUACUGCACCUCCAAGUGUACUCAGACUGCUUUGCCUCCAGGUGGGAUCUAUGUAUUUGCUUCCCAGCUGCACACCCACUUGGCCGGGCGUGGGGUGAGGACAGUUUUGGUGAGGAGAGGCAAAGAGCUGGAGGUGGUGCAGGAAGACCAGCACUUCAGUACAGACUACCAGACAAUCCGAGUUCUAAGGAAAAUGGUGAACAUUUUACCUGGUGACGUACUUAUAACAAAGUGUACUUAUAACACCGAAGACAGGACCAAGCCUACAGUGGGAGGUUUUGGCAUCAUGGAGGAAAUGUGUGUCAACUACAUUCACUACUACCCUCGUACUCAGCUGGAGCUCUGCAAGAGCCAUGUUGACCAAGGAUACCUGCAGAAAUACUUCAACUUCAUUAACAGGUUCCAUGGAAAUGACCAGUGUGUGUGUGGUGAGGUUAGUGUGACAGAGCAGUUUUCUCAACUAGAGUGGGAUGAAUUCACCGGAGAAGUGCUGGACUCCCUUUAUAAUACAGCCCCCAUCUCGAUGCACUGCAAUCAGUCAACUGCACGCCUCUUCCCUGGUGACUGGGACAAACAGCCCAUACCAGUGGUGACCUCUGUCCUUGGAAAACCUCCAUACUCCUGUAAGCGAGGCACGCUCCACACUAACUGAUGCCUUACACCUCCAGUGUGAGCAGCAGGGGUCUCACAGGAUGUUUUAGCCCAAGGAAGAAGGAGAUCUAAAGAGUUGAAAGCCAAAGAAGAUCUCAUGAUUUUACAGAGUUUGCCUUGGUUUUUAUCUCUGUUUGACUUCUACUUGCUGUAA
Molecule: messenger RNA, 1998 nt
Organism: Archocentrus centrarchus (flier cichlid)
Lineage: Eukaryota; Metazoa; Chordata; Actinopteri; Cichliformes; Cichlidae
Gene: dbh
Product: dopamine beta-hydroxylase (dopamine beta-monooxygenase)
Exons: 12
Coding region: 1-1845 (614 amino acids)
Biological process (GO): norepinephrine biosynthetic process; octopamine biosynthetic process; dopamine catabolic process
Cellular component (GO): secretory granule membrane
Molecular function (GO): dopamine beta-monooxygenase activity; copper ion binding
Source: RefSeq, a predicted model, not a curated record